Molecule: messenger RNA, 3703 nt
Organism: Ipomoea nil (Japanese morning glory)
Lineage: Eukaryota; Viridiplantae; Streptophyta; Magnoliopsida; Solanales; Convolvulaceae
Product: disease resistance protein TAO1-like
Exons: 5
Coding region: 38-3703 (1221 amino acids)
Biological process (GO): signal transduction; defense response
Molecular function (GO): ADP binding; ATP hydrolysis activity
Source: RefSeq, a predicted model, not a curated record
AUAAAUCUUUAGUUAAUAGUGUACUCAGAUUUCAAGUAUGGCAUCAUCAUCUUCUUCAUCAUAUGCUCGCAUUACCUAUGAUGUUUUCUUGAGUUUUAGUGGUGAGACGCGAGGAUCCUUUUCUGAUCAUCUCUAUGCAGAUUUGAAUCGGGCUGGAGUUAACACCUUUCGGGAUAAUGAAUCAAUCCGGAGAGGCGGGGAUAUUUCUGUUGAGCUAUCUAGGGCCAUAGAGGAGUCGAGGAUAUCCAUCAUCGUAUUCUCCAAAGGCUAUACUGGAUCCAGAUGGUGCCUAGAUGAGCUUGUAAAGAUCAUAGAAUGUAAACAGGAGUUGAAUCAGAUUGUUUUUCCCAUAUUCUACGAUGUCGAUCCUUCCGAGGUUCGCAAACAAACAAACACUUUUGGUGAUGCAUUGACUCUGCACGAACAACGAUUUGGGAAUCAAAAAAUUAAUAAGUGGAAAGAUGCACUCACAUCAGCUGCUAAUUUGUCAGGGUGGGAUUUGCAAACCAUGUCAAAUGGGUAUGAGUCAAAGUCCAUUGAGGUGAUUACUGAAGAAGUGCUACGAGUGCUGGAUUUUAUGCCCAUGAAUGUUGCAAAGCAUCCCGUUGGAAUUGAAUCUCAUGUUAGAGAUGUACUUCAUUUAUUACAAAUCCAAACAACUGAUGUUCGAAUGAUUGGAAUAUUUGGCAUGGGUGGUGUUGGGAAAUCAACCCUUGCUAAAGCCAUAUAUAAUCGCUUGAUCCUGAGUUUUCAAGGGUUUGAAGGUAGCUGCUAUGUUGCAAACAUUAGACAAGAAGUUUCUAAUAAGGGACACAAUGGUCUAGUUGGUUUACAAGAGAAAUUUCUUCACAAAACACUUAAGAGAAAGAAUUUUGACAUUGAUAAUGUUGAUGAAGGAAUAAGUUUGAUCAAAGCAAGGCUGCAAUCCAAAAGGGUUCUUAUUGUUCUUGAUGAUGUAGACCACAUAAGUCAAUUAGAAUCAUUAGCUGGUCAGCGAAAUUGGUUUGGUUUAGGUAGUACAAUUAUAAUAACAACUAGAGAUGUUCACUUGUUGAGUAAGCUUGGAACACAAGAGAAGUACAGGGUUAAAACAUUAAGCAUUGAUGACUCUUUGCAACUAUUAAGUUGGCAUGCUUUUGGUGUUCCUCUAGCAUUAGAAGAGUAUAUUGAACUAUCCAAAAUUAUAGCAAGUUAUACUGGGGGACUUCCAUUAGCACUUACAAUUGUAGGUUCUCAUUUGUGUGGAAAAUCUGUGCAAGAGUGGAUUGAAGAUGUUGAGAAAUUAAGACGCAAUCCUCAUGACGAUAUUCAAAAAAUUCUUAAAAUAAGCUAUGAUGCACUUGAUGAUGAUACUAAGAAUAUCUUUCUUGAUAUUGCUUGUUUUUUUGUUGGGCAUGGGAAAAAGGGCACUGCUAUGAUAUUGGAAGCUUGUGGUUUUUAUGCUGAAAGUGGAAUUAGAAGCUUGAUAGAAAGAUGCUUGUUAACAAUAGAUGGAGGUAGAGAAUUUGGACGUCUUGAGAUGCAUGAUUUGGUACAAAAUAUGGGAAGAGAAAUUGUUCGAAAGGAAUUCCCUAGAAAUCCUAGCAAACGAAGUAGAUUGGUGGAUCCAAAGGAUGUCUUUGAUGUUCUUCAAGGCAACAAGGGCACAGAAGCAAUUGAAGGGAUGAUUGUAAAUUCUAACCUGUUAAAGAAUGUGGUUUUGAGUACGGAAGUAUUCACAAGGAUGGUAAAUUUACGAAUACUCAUAUUAGAUGGUGUGCUUCUUAGAGGAUCUUUUAAAUAUUUGUCGAAUGAGCUUAGGGUUCUUAAGUUGACUAAUUGCCAUUUGAGUCACAUACAAUCGGAUUUUCAUUGUAUGAAACUUGUUGAGUUAGACUUUAGCAGUAGCAACAUCGAAAGAUUUCAGCCCAACAUGCAGCAUUUUGUAUGCUUGAGGAUCUUAAAGUUCGAUGGUUGUACACAACUUAAGAGUACACCAAACUUUAAUGGGGCACAAAGUCUUCAGACAAUAUCCUUCAGUGCUUGUUCAAAUUUGGCGAAUGUGCAUCCAUCGAUUGGAAGUUUGGAGAGGCUUGUUAAGUUAGAUUUUUGGAAGUGCAAGAAAUUAAAGGUGCUUCCAAGUAGCAUUUGCAAGUUAAAAUCACUUAAGUCCUUAGAAUUAUAUGGUUGCAAGAAUCUGAGGGAGCUUCCAAUUGAAAUUGGAAAAUUAGAGCAACUAAGAAGAUUAGAUAUUGUAGAAACUGGUAUCUCAUAUUUACCCUUUUCUUUGGGAUGUUUGAGAAAUCUAGAGUCCCUGGACCUGGGAGAGCCUGUAGGCUCGGUAGCUGUUGAUUUUUUCCCAUCUUCAACUGUGAAUUUAUGCUCAUUGGAAAGUCUAAGUGUGAGUUUCAACAAAUUGCAGCAAGUAAAUCUUUCAGUUGCUAUUGGGAAUUUGACCUCAUUGACAUUUUUAAAGUUAUCCGGAAUUUGCUAUCUUGAAAGCGUAUCAUUGGACCUUUCUCAUCUCUCCAAUUUGAGAAUCCUCUUCCUCAAGGAUUUGCAAAAUCUUAGAGAACUUUUUAAACUUCCACCUAGUUUGGAGAGUCUCGAUGCAUAUAAUUGUGUGUCAUUAGAAAAAAUAGCAGAUCUAUCCAACUUAGAAAGACUUGAAAGUUUGGAUAUUAAGGAUUGCAAAAGUUUGGUUGAGCUUUCAGGCGUACAGGGUCUUGAAUCCUUACAAACACUUAAGAUUGGACAGCGAAAAGCUUUGACUAUCCCUUAUCACUAUUUGCAUGAAUCCUUACAAAUUGCCCUUGGAAGUUUGACUUUAUUGGGAUUUUUAGAUUUAUCGGGUUGUUGGUAUCAUCUUCAAAACUUACCCUUCAGCCUUUCUCACCUUUCUAAUUUGAAAUUUCUCAUAUUGAAUGAUUGGCAAAAUCUAAGAGCACUACUACAACUUCCUCUUAGUUUGGAGCAUCUCUCUGCAAAAAACUGUGUGUCAUUGAAAAAAAUAGGAAACUUGAAAAGACUGAAAGGGUUGUAUAUUCCCAAUUGCAAAAGUUUGGUUGAGCUUCCAAGAUUGGAGAGUGUUGAAUGCUUAGAAUAUGUUGAGAUAAGAAAUUGCAGCGCUUUGAGAAUUCCUUCAAUUGAAAAUUGGUUUCAGGCACAUUCAGAAGGUAAUACUGUCCAGAUUUCGCUUCGAGUCAUCGGAGAUUCUGUAUAUUGCAGUAUUCCAAGACUUUUGAGGCAUACACCCAUUAAUACCAUUAUUAACAGUGGUUUUGAUGGUAAUGAGUUUGAUGGAGUUGGUGUUAGUGUGAGAAGCAAAACCACUGGUGCUUGGAUCAUAAAGGAACCCAAAUAUGUUAAGUUUAAAUUGUCUGAAAAAUGUGUAAUAGAGGUGGGAACAAGGACUGGAGAAGUAAUGGAGGUGUAUGCACAUUUCUUCCAUCCUCUGCAGAAGAAGAUGCUUUGUGUAUUUGAAAUACAUAGAAACGAAGAUGGAGAAGUGCGUGUCUUUCCAUCCACAAGAGGCUUCGUAGAAACUGAUGGAACAAGAGAUCGAUGUUUGGGUAGUCCCCAAAGUGAAAUUAGAUUAAUGAUUGAAGAAAGUGCUUCAACAUGUAGUGUAGGUUUAGAAGAGCAGAAUGAUGGUUGGAGCAGAAGAAGAAGAUGUUGCAGUAUUAUUAGGGAGUUUAUCCUCAAGUGUUUUUGUUUGGGAUGA